AUGGCUGCAGCAGCUGCUCGCUACGAGUCCGCCGCGGCUGCCGGGGCGCCGAUUGAACAGCCCGCGCGUGCUGCCGCAGCGCCGCAGCUCCGCGACACACAGCAGCGGAAGAUCAACGCCACGCGCCACGCCGCUGUCGACGCCGCACCCGCCGUUGCGGCCGCCAAUACCGUCGCCGGGCGGAAGCAGCAGCGGCGGUAA
Trypanosoma grayi is the source of this 201-nucleotide messenger RNA. RefSeq lists its product as hypothetical. The transcript has a single exon. The record is from RefSeq and is a predicted model, not a curated record. The coding region runs from base 1 to 201 and encodes 66 amino acids. Lineage: Eukaryota; Euglenozoa; Kinetoplastea; Trypanosomatida; Trypanosomatidae.